CGUGAAUGUAUCAGUGCACAUUUGGAGCGAUCUGCGUGGUGUCCGGUAUGCGCACGUGAAUUCGACACGAUGACCGGUGUCCCGAUCGUUUUUCCAAAUUUUACGGCUUCCGCAAUUGCGGAUUCGAUCCGCUCGAAAGCCAAAGUGGCGAGAAGUAUUCGAUCGGCAGCGGUUCGUUGA
Molecule: messenger RNA, 180 nt
Organism: Anisakis simplex (herring worm)
Lineage: Eukaryota; Metazoa; Nematoda; Chromadorea; Rhabditida; Anisakidae
Source: the annotation of a GenBank genome assembly